CGAUGAAACACACAUAGACGGUUACGAGCAUUUUUUUUUCUGUGUUUUUCCGAUCGGUUUGUUGUUUGUGUUAUAGUGAGGUAUCGCAAUAGUGUCCGUUUGUGUUGGAAAAUGAUAAGUCGCUUAUAGUGACCACGAGCGGACGACAACAGCACCAUGGCUGAGGAAAAGCAAGAAACGAGCGAAAAUAUAGAAGAAAACCCAUUGAAUAGUAGUGAAGUUAUUAAAUACAAAGAUAGAAAUUUUACAAAUAAACUAUGCUACAUAAGAGAACAUAUUACUGUAGAGCCUUUGUUAGCUGGCUUCAUUAUUCCUAGUGUUAUAUCAAGGUUCGCUAUGGGAAAUUUCAAUUUGGACAAAGCGUGUAGAGUUAAUUUGGGUUUUGGAGAUGAAAUUUGUGAGGCACUCGUGAAGAAAACCAGUAGCAAUUAUUCGAGCUACGAAAAGGAAGUGCAAACUUUAAUAUCAUCUAUUGACAUUUGGAAAGGAAUGAUAAGCACGCUGUUGCCAUGUAUAAUUAUCAUGUUUUUGGGGGCAUGGAGUGAUCGAACUGGGAAGAGGAAACUAUGUAUUCUGCUUCCUAUAUUUGGUGAAUUUGCAACAUCGAUCAACAAUAUUGUAAACGUGUUCUUUUUUUAUGAAAUCCCAGUUCAAGUCACCAUUUUUUUAGAAGUGUUCUUCACUGCUGUUAGCGGCGGAUGGGUCACUAUGUUUCUUGGAGUUUUUAGCUACAUUAGUGAUAUUACAUCGGAGAGAUCAAGAACAUUCAGAGUGGGAUUAGUCAACUUUUGUAUGACAGCUGGUGUGCCACUUGGUGUUGGAGUUGGAGGAGUUUUAGUUCAGAAAAUGGGCUAUUAUGGACUAUUUACAUCAACAUCAGUCAUGUUCGCUAUGGUGCUGAUGUAUGGGUGUUUCCUUUUAAAGGAACCAGAAGACUUCCUUCGCGAUAAAGGAAGACCGACGGUAGAGCGGACUAAUAGCAAGGAUGUCGCAUUUUUCGAUGCCAAUCAUAUUGUUGAUACAAUUGGGGUUGCGUUACGAAGAAGAGUCUCCAACACAAGGACUAAAGUUAUAUUGACGCUAGUCGCAGUGUUUCUGAUAUAUGGACCCUCAAUGUCGGAGCACAAUAUUUUGUACCUCUUCGUGAGAAACCAGUUGAACUGGAACAUGAUGAACUACAGCAUCUUUCUAAGCUACUCCAUAAUCCUUCACUCAAUAGGAGCUAUGUUUUCCAUAACAAUAUUGAGCAAGAAGCUUCAAGUAGAUGACUCACUGUUGUGUCUUAUAGCGAUGACCAGCAAGUUUGUUGGCGCCAUGUGGACAGCUUUUGUAAAAACUAAUCUCGAAAUGUACUUGAUACCCGUAGCUGAAUUCUUUACGGCAGCAACACUCACAUCAUUGAGGUCCAUACUAUCAAAAUUAGUUGAAAAAGAUGAAAUAGCUAAAGUGAACUCUUUGUUUUCGCUGACGGAAACGCUAGCAGCGCUGCUCUUCAACCCAUUGUACUCCUGGUUGUAUAUGAAAACCUUGAGUUCACUGCCUGGUGCCGUGUUUCUCACCAGUGCGGGUGUCAUCAUACCUGCCGCGAUCAUACUCCUAUCCUUCUUCAUACAACACAGAAUAGCGGUUAGAAAUGCACGAAAGAACGCUUUCGAGGCAGAAGAAAAGAAAGAAGCUGAAUCCAACAAACUUCCAGAUAAACGUUACUUGCCAGAAACAAUACAACCAUCACAACUAAAAGAGAAAACAAAAUUAUAGAGUAUGUAGGAAUUCAUUAAAGUAUUAUUAAAUUCAUCGGAUGUGUAUUUUAGCUUAAAAUAUAAGUGGUGUUUAAUGUCAAAAACAACAUAAUAUUUUGUCCUGUAUAAGUUUUAAUAAUAUUAAGUAGUUGUUCUGUAGAGAGACCAUUCCUUUAUCUGAUUAUAACUUUUGUUAUCUUAGUGACUAUGAUGAAAGGAUUGGUAUUUUCAAAUAUUAAAAAAUUCCAAUAUCGUUACUACAAGUCAUUGUACAACAAACAUUAACAUCUUUUACGAUUUUUUUUUUGAUAACGUUACCAAUUUGAGGAAAGCUUUUAAGGAUUGUUGAUAGAUUAACCAAAUAAUAACUAACUUCUUUCAAUUUGUGUCUAUAUUGUUGCAGAAUACAUUCUUAAUACAUUGAUAAGUACUUCGCAAUAUAUAUAUAACUAUGAACACUAAAGACAUUUAAAAAAAACUAUUUACAUUUAAGUACAGUACAUAUUAUGCAUGACUUUUUGCCAUCUUGUAGGUAGUGACAUGAUCCCGUUGCUGUAGAAAUUUUUGGGAAUUCUGAUCAAAACACGCACCAAGUAGUUUUGACAGUUCUCUCGUGAUGAUCUGACACUUGCAGUGUCAGGUUUUAACAGAAAUAGGAACAAUUGAAAAUUUGCUGGAAUGAAUAUGUUUUUAUUUUUAAACGAUUUCAAAAAAGGAGGACGUUCUCGAUUCGUCGGUAUGUUUUUUUUCGAUUCAGAACUAUCGAUUGGGUGAACCGAUUUUGAUAAUUCUUGAUUUAAAGCUGAUGCAUCCCGUUUGCGCCCAUUGAAAUUUGGUCCAGAUCUGACAAUGGCAUCUAUGAGGAAACCAUAAAAGUCUUAAAUUUGCUAUAAGUAUGUGUGCGACAACUUUACGAAUAAUUCAAUAGCAAUAUUCUUGUUAUUUUUGCAGUCGGUGUCACACAAGGCAGGUUUGUAACUACAUACAUAGUUAUAGGUGUGAUGUGCUUGAGUCGCACGCGCGACGUGAGGAGAUGAGACGCGAGAGCGGGGCCGCGGCGGGAGGACACCGAUUCCAAAAAUAACAAUAAUCGUAACUAGUAUUACAUUAAUUUAUUAGAUUGUACAAAAAUACGCAAUUAUUUUUAUACUUUUUAGUGCAUAGUAUAUCUAUUGUUUUUGAAGUUGGUUGUUCUUUGUUAAUUGUUUUUUUUUUUAACCUUUUUAAUAACAUUAAAACAAUUCAGACUAUGAGGCAAAGAGAUUUUAUUACAAGUUAAUACAUACUACAUGCGAAAAUAUUUUAUCUUACUAUUAUUAUAUUCGAUUCUCUGACUCAAUUUUAUUACGACAGAAAAUUCCUAAGUAAAUUCCUUUCUUCAACUAUUAGCAAAUUUUUCAAUUUUCAACUGUUUCAAAUUUUAUGUAUCUUUCUAUAUUGGACUACUCGAAUUUCUUGUUACUUUAAUUUAAGGCUAACAGGUCCUGCAGAACGCCCUCCAGCCAGUUUUGGCCUGUUUUGAUUCCAUCCACCACAAGGAUAUUUCCUAGGAGCCUUCAUAGUACUCUGUUUUAUUCAACAUACAGGUCAGAUAGUUUGUCACAUCUGAUGGCUUUUCGAAAAUCAACUGUGAAAGCUUCUUUGACUGGCCUGAGUAGUACAGUAAUAUUUUUGACGCAGGGCUUGAAGUUAAGACCAGGAGAUAAUUUCUACUGAUUUAUCGUUUUAGUCUUUCGAUUAUGGUAUAUUUAUAACCUGAGAACCAAUAUUUACAAUAACUAUUACGGCGUCUUUAACGUUAAUAGUCUAACCUGUAUGUAGAGAUUCAAGUUCCUUCAUAUAUUUCGUUUUGUUCAGACUAAUCUGUACGCGGGCUUCAGUCGAUACACAGGAUGGCUUAAGCUGUUUUCAUUGAUUGGAGAGUUUUACGACACGAUUGAAACCUCUGCAUAUCCGUAUGGCCUUACUUAUUUGUUGCAUUAUAAUAUGUUUCAUGAGGUUUCAAUAUUGGAGACCACGAUGUACUUGUCUUUGGCUAUGUCCAAUAAUCAGCAUGAAAAGUCACCCUGAUUAGUCACCCUGCGUAAGGCCGGCAUACAUUUAGAAAAAUUUGAAGUACGGUACACCGUACUUUUCUAAAAAAUCUUCUUAAUUUUUAUGAUCGAAGGUUUUGUUGGAUUUGUUUGGUGGGAAAUUAUUUUAAUUAUUUUUUAGAUUGUUUAACGGAGACUAUAGUUUAUGAUAAGCAAGAAAUUUGAAUACCAUAUGUAGAUUUUUUUUUUUGCAUUUUAAUUCUAUUUAUCUCUACGCUUUCUCAACGAGGAUUGUUCCAUAUCAACCUGCUGAUCUCCUUUUUCCAAGAUAUAUUUUUACCGAUUCUCGCCUGAUCUACCAUGAAAUAAAUAUUAUAUAUGAACGGCAACAGAAAAAUCGCAAGGAAGACCCAGGAAUGGAAAACAAAGAGUUAACCUUUUAUAAUAAUGAUAUUCAUAAUUUUGACUUGAAAACAUAACUGACGGAAAAUAUAACUUUGAAAAAGUCAAGAGUCAUAAUGUGCGUUAUUUAGUAAAUCAAUACGUAAAAAAAUUACGUAAAUACUGUUUGCAAUGAGAAAUAUUUUUUGCGUGUAUACCACGAAAAAUUAAAUCUUUUAUUGUAUUUAAUUAUGAUUGCAGUAUAAGCGGCUAUAACAUGACAUUAGCUUUGUUUUUUUAUUCAACAUACGUAAUUCAUAUUUUGUAAAGAAAAAAUAUAAUGGGUAAAAUACCAUAUAGCCCAAUAUACUCUUUAUCUAGAUGUGAAUCUAUAAUGUUAUCAUUGUUAUCGAUAGUGUUAUUAAGUUUUUUAAUUAUUGUUAUGAUUUUAUUGUAUGUUUGUUUGAAUUGUAAAUAAUUAUAUCGUUGAAUCAUGUUAACGAUGAUAUAUUUUCAUACUUAAUAUCUUAAAUAGUGAGAAUUUUUCUCUCGUUUUAAGACAGAUAAACGUAUUAUAUUAUGUAUUACUUUAGGCUCCCUUUUUGCUUAAUAUUAAAUAUAAAAUAUAUAAUAUGUAUGUAAUUCAAACGCUAUGUAUAAAUGAUUCAAUAUUAAGUAAUUAAUUGAAUAGUUAUUAUUUAAGAAAUUUUAAGUAUGACAAAACAGGCGUCCUCAGUUGCUGGUACAAAGCCAUCUAAUAUAUCAAGUGUAAAAUAUUAGUUAUUGUAAAGUCAAAUUUUAUGUCGAAAAUAAAAAGAGUUAGACAUUAAAGAUUUGAUAAUGUAUUUUUAUAUUUUGUUUUCCUAUGUAACCGUUAGUUCUAGUGGAGUUAUCAAUUAUUGUAUGCCCUUCUUUAUUCAUAUUGUUAUUUUAUAAUUAUUGUUAAAAAUAAAAUAGUAAUGGAAUGUGUUAGAAAACCAAUAAUUGACGAUGAAAAUAUGGUUUUAAUAUCAUACGUAAUAUUAUUAUCAUAAAUUUCUUUUUAAUUCAUACUGUAAGAGUAGGUAUAGCACAAUGUUCCUAAUUUUAUGUAAUUCUUGAAAAAAAAAUGCAAUGAUAAAAUAUAUAAAAUUGUAAUAAAA
Messenger RNA from Leptidea sinapis, 5295 nucleotides. RefSeq names its product proton-coupled folate transporter-like. Lineage: Eukaryota; Metazoa; Arthropoda; Insecta; Lepidoptera; Pieridae. The record is from RefSeq and is a predicted model, not a curated record. Gene Ontology annotation, molecular function: transmembrane transporter activity. Gene Ontology annotation, biological process: transmembrane transport. Bases 157 to 1758 code for a protein of 533 amino acids. The transcript is spliced from 8 exons. Gene Ontology annotation, cellular component: membrane.